AAUUCCUCGGCUUUCUCGCUCUCUCUUUCCCUGCCUCACUCCCGGGCCAGGAGGGGGUGGGCGGGGAUCCUCUCUGAACUGCCCCAGGGCUUGGGGGGGCGCCUGCAAGCAGCUCCGGGUCUCCCCCACCCCCACCCCCCACCAUGUCCACGGGCUCCCUGAGCGAUGGGGAGGACCUGCAGGAGGUGGAGAUGCUGGACUGCGACGGCCUGAAAAUGGAUUCUAGCAAAGAGUUUGGGGCGUCCACCGAGAGCAACGAGGAGGGCUCCACGUGCGAGCACGGCUCCCCCCCCAAGGGCCGGGGGGCGGCGGGCAAGAGGAAAAAGGCUCCCCCCAAGAAGAGCCCGCUGCACGGGGUGAGCCAGGAGGGCAAGCAGGUCCAGAGGAACGCGGCCAACGCCAGGGAGCGGGCCAGGAUGCGCGUGCUCAGCAAGGCUUUCUCCAGGCUGAAGACCACCCUGCCCUGGGUGCCCCCGGACACCAAGCUCUCCAAGCUGGACACCUUGAGGCUGGCCUCCAGCUACAUCGCGCACCUGCGGCAGAUCCUGGCCAACGACAAGUACGAGAACGGGUACAUCCACCCCGUCAACCUGACUUGGCCCUUUAUGGUGGCGGGCAAACCGGAGAGUGAGCUGAAAGAAGUGGUGAACACAAAUCGCUUGUGCGGACCUACAGCAUCCUGACCACCCUCCAGCAGAGGAACCAGCCUUCAAUGCGCGUGUUGGGGGCGGAGGGGGACCAGUAGGAGAAAGGUGGGGACCACCCCCCACCCCACCCAGGGACACCGCCGAGCGACCCGGAGAGCCGAGCGCAUCCCACCGAGGGGACCAAAUGUACCUUAGCAAAGACUCCACCCCAAAGACUCCCCCUCCCCCGGUAUAUUUAACUUGAUUAACGUCUGUACAGUCGAUCGUCCUGCAACGCAGCCUUGCUGGUUCGAGUGCCAGCGUUGUGUGCGAGAUCCCUGCGGCCCCCCCCCAGCCAGCCUGCCCGCCUGCCUCUCUUUUUGUACCAUACUUGUGACAUAUGUAGAUGCCUAGAAUACUGGACUUUGAUAGUCGCAGCUCUAAAUACGCGGUAAAGAUAUAUGGAUAUAUUUUCUUCAGCCGGGUCUUGCUAUAUUUCUGUGAAUAAAACCUUCCUUUCUAUAUGAAAAACACAAA
Molecule: messenger RNA, 1163 nt
Organism: Gavialis gangeticus (Gharial)
Lineage: Eukaryota; Metazoa; Chordata; Crocodylia; Gavialidae
Gene: TCF21
Product: transcription factor 21
Exons: 2
Coding region: 144-683 (179 amino acids)
Biological process (GO): regulation of transcription by RNA polymerase II; developmental process
Molecular function (GO): protein dimerization activity; RNA polymerase II transcription regulatory region sequence-specific DNA binding; DNA-binding transcription factor activity, RNA polymerase II-specific
Source: RefSeq, a predicted model, not a curated record